Sugiyamaella lignohabitans is the source of this 804-nucleotide messenger RNA. RefSeq names its product Smm1p (gene SMM1). Gene Ontology annotation, cellular component: cytoplasm. Lineage: Eukaryota; Fungi; Ascomycota; Dipodascomycetes; Dipodascales; Trichomonascaceae. The transcript has a single exon. The record is from RefSeq and is a predicted model, not a curated record. Bases 1 to 804 code for a protein of 267 amino acids. Gene Ontology annotation, molecular function: tRNA dihydrouridine synthase activity. Gene Ontology annotation, biological process: tRNA dihydrouridine synthesis.
AUGGGAGCUGCUCUGCUCAAGACUCCUGAUAAACUCGAAAAUAUCUUGAGAGCUCUUGUUAAAGAAGUUGGUGAACCGUUCGAUAUUCCUAUCAGUGUCAAGAUCCGCAUUCUUGAAGACCGAGAGUCGACACUGGCGCUUGUUCGUCGACUGUCUAAAACUGGUAUUAAAUGUUUAUCAGUGCACUGUCGUACGACUCCUAUGAGACCUCGUGAACCAGUUAUUCGUGAUUAUUUAGCGGGUAUUGCUGACAUCUGUCACGAGGCCGGUAUUUCAUGUAUCGUCAAUGGCGACGUGCGAGGCCGAUUUGAUCUUGCUCCGCUAAUGGAAAAGUAUGGGGUCGAUGGGGCCAUGAUUGCUCGUGCCGCCGAGAGCAACACGAGCUGUUUCGCUGCUACUAAACCAGGACCUGCUGGACUGGUCGACUGGAAAACCGUCGCCAGAGAGUACACCAACUUGUGUGCCCAGUUCGACAACCAUCACUCAAACACCAAAUACUGUCUCCUGCAGAUGAUUCCCGGCAAAGACAAGCUCUACCAGACCGUCAGCAAGGCCAAAUCAGUCGCCGAAAUGGACUCUGCCCUUGACGCGGCCAUCUCCCAGUCCAACACUACCACCCCUAUCGCCAUCUCCACCAAAACUACUCCCACAACCACCUCUACCGUCACUUUCAAAACUCCUACCUCUACUACAUCUAAUACUUCCACUGCAUCUUCUGAAGAACUCCAUCUUCCCAAACGGCCCCGCGAAGAGUCCCUAUCAGAAACACCCCAAAAGCGUCCUCUCGCCGUCAACGCUGCUUAA